Durio zibethinus is the source of this 1604-nucleotide messenger RNA. Lineage: Eukaryota; Viridiplantae; Streptophyta; Magnoliopsida; Malvales; Malvaceae. The record is from RefSeq and is a predicted model, not a curated record.
AUGGAAGUAACAUUAUCAGGGCAGGAUAGUGCUGGGCCCUUAACUCGUGGGUGGCAGUGGCUCAAGGCCUUGCGUAACAAAUUUUGUGCUGAAGUAAUGGAGAUUGUAAUGAUGACAAAGAAAAUUGGACAAGAUGACCCAAGAAGAAUAAUUCAUUCCCUAAAAGUUGGACUAGCUCUCACACUGGUUUCAUUGUUCUACCUCUUUAAGCCACUCUAUGAUGGUUUAGGAGUUAAUGCAAUGUGGGCUGUUCUAUCUGUUGUUGUUGUCUUUGAAUUUUCUUGUUCUUGUUCGUCUUUCACAGGAGCAACACUCGGUAAAGGUUUAAACAGAAUGUUGGCAACAUUUGUAGCUGGUGCCUUAGGUGUUGCUGCUCACUGCUUAGCAACUCUUUCUGGGAGGAAAGGAGAACCCAUCUUAAUAGCAACUUUUGUCUUCAUAAUAGCUGCAAUUGUGACAUUUAUGAGAUUCUUUCCAAGAAUGAAGGCAAGAUAUGACUACGGGCUGUUAAUAUUCAUCUUGACCUUCAGCUUAGUAUCCAUAUCGGGUUACCGAGAAGAUCAAGUGCUAAAAGUGGCCUAUGAGAGGGUAUCAAACAUCAUAGUCGGUAGCUGUAUUUCUGUCAUUAUUUGUAUUUCCAUUUGCCCAGUUUGGAUUGGUGGGGAUCUCCACAACUCUGUUGCCGCCAACAUGGAACGGCUUGGGAAUUUUUUGGAAGCUUUUGGAGAUGAAUAUUUUAAAGUAUCUGAAGAACCGCAAUCCAAUGAGAAUAAAUCAUUUCUUCUAGGAUAUAGAAGUGUUCUAACUUCUAAAAGCGGUGAAGAAACAAUGGCGAAUUUAGCAAGAUGGGAACCAGGUCAUGGUCGGUUUGCGUUCCGUCAUCCUUGGAAAAUGUACCUAAAAAUCGGAAAUCUUACUCGGGAAUGUGCCUACAAAGCUGAAGCUCUUAAUAGCUACCUUAACUCUAAGUUCCAGACUCCUGCAGAAAUCCGUGGAAAAAUUCAAGGGCCAUGCAAGAAGGUUAGCCUCGAAUCUAGCAAAGCUUUAAAGGAGCUGGCGUCCACAUUUAGAAAAAUGGUUCGGACAAGAUCAGCUAUGCUGCGCAUUGGUCCCUCAAGGACUGCUGCUGAUGAGCUGAAAACCCUCCUCAAAACAAGCCUGUGGGAAGAAGCAGAUCUACUAGAGAUUAUACCAGCUGCUUCAGUUGCUUCACUUCUACUUGAAAUCAUUGAAUGCGUUGAGAAAAUUGCUGAAGCUGUUUAUGAAUUGGCCAUGGGCGCAUCUUUUAGGAGCAGUGAUUCUACAGUCUCACCCCAACAACCAGAUUUGCACCACCGGGGAGCAGUCCAACAAGUUUCUGACAAUGUCAUUUCAAAUCACGUUAUUACUGUUGGGGAAUAAAUAUAAAAAAAUGAGAGUUGAAAACGUUGUGAAAUAGUGAUAAUAUAUUUUAUUGUCACUCAGCUUCCAAGAAAUAAUUUUAAUACAGAAUUAACUUUAAUGAUGCGUAGCCGUAAUAAUGGGGUUGCCACCCGAAACUCCAGUUGCAGCAAUAUGGUUAGGCCAAGGGUAUAUUAAAACCUCCCCAACAUCCGAAACUUGAU